GCGUGGCACAUUUUUUUUAUUUCUCUGUUUCGAUUGAAACACGUUUCUUCUCCUGGCAGUGUGAAAGUGUAUGUCCAGAUACAUGAGGCCUCCAAAUACGUCUUUGUUUGUCAGGAACAUCUCUGAUGAGUCCCGAAAAUGUAAAAGCAUCCAGUUGUGGAACCGGCCACAAAGAGUUACAAAGACCCGUGUAGAAUAGCUGUAAAGACAAGUGACACACAGACCUUCAGGAUCAGAGAGAGGGAAAAGAUUGAAAAGAGAAAGUAAAGCAUGAAGAGGAAAAGGGAACGGAGACAAAGCUUGGAAAUGACGGCAAAGAAUGGUGAAAAGAAAAGAGGUUUAAGAGGAAAAAGCAAGCAGCAAAACCCCCAAGUCUCUCUGGGAGUCGAUUAAAGAGUGUAAAGAUCAAGAUGAAGUUCAAAGUCAAGCAUGGCCAAAGCAUGUUUGAAGAUGUGCGCGACGCAGAGGAUGCUCUUCACAGCCUGGACCGAAAGUGGGUUUGUGGCCGGCAGAUUGAAAUCCAGUUUGCCCAGGGCGACAGAAAAACACCAAACCAGAUGAAAGCAAAGGAGAGGCGCUCCCCUGGCAGGUCCUCUCGGUAUGACGACUACGAUCGAGACAGCCGGCGCAGGCGGUCACGCAGCCGCAGUUACGAAAGAUACCGAUCACGCAGCCCUUCAUACGAUCGCCGGCGCAGACGGUCAGAGAGUCCUCGCGAGACUCGUGGACGCAUGUAUGGACGUGGAAGAAGCAGGAGCCGUGAAGAUGAAAGGUACAAGCAGCGGCCCCGGAGAGAGUCCAGAGAGCGAUCCAGGUCGCACUCCAGGUCCAGAUCGCCGCGGGGGGAGAUGAACCUGGCGUCAACGUCUCACUACAUAGAGGAGGAGGUUCGGGGGACGCAAUCUCCCUCCAGGUCCAGAUCUGUAUCAAGGUCACACUCUCGUUCGCGGUCUCGAUCUCGUUCCUGGGCGGGACACAAGUCUGGAGGACGCUGAGCAGAGCCCCCCCCUCUUCUCCCUCCUUUUAACCCCCGUUAAGUCAGAUGGACCAGCUUUGGUCAUUUGAGAAAAGCCGUUUGUUUGACCUGAAUGUAACGUCCACUGAUCUCUUUGUAGAAAGCUUUUAUUUUGUGACUCCAUUUUGUAAAAUUGAUUUGGUGAUAUCUCCCGAUAGAAACCACCGUUCCUAUAUUUGGUUGUAGCCUGAAAGGAAUGAUAUAUUGUCUUUUUUCUUUUCUCUCUCUCUCUCUCUCUCUCUCUCUCUUUUUUGGUUGCAUAACAGUUACUGAUAAUUCUGAUUUCCAAACCCUAUGCAUUAAUUUUGAAAAAAACAAACUCCAUAUGUUCAGUAUUUCAGAAGGAAACCGGUCUGUCUGUGUUUCUUUGUGUUUUAGCACAUCUAAAGCAAACCCACGUACUUCUGACUUCACUGCUGACGGUUUAUCACACGACUUUAACCUUAUUUAAAAGUGUUUGAUAAGGAAUCAUUGCAUGAUAAUCCAGUUUAAUUGAGUAAUCCUGAAACAGCAGCUCAACCUGGAAAGCUCUUUGUGGUGAUUUUCUUCAAAUCACUUUGAAGUUUCUAAAACUAGAACUGAUGUGGAUUGGAGUUAGCAGUUUUGUUGCGUACUGAGUUGUUGCUAAAAUGCAGAGAAAAGAUGCUGUGCUCCUCAAACUGUUAGUUUAGUCUUUGAUGACUAACUGUUAAAACUUUUUUUGUGGUGUUUUUUUUUUUUAUUCUUUUUUUUUGAGAGUUCACUUUUUCAAAGAGGCAUUUUACUCAACAUUUGUCAUAUUUGUCAGUUCUGAGAGGAGAAACUCAAGUUUCUCAUCAGUGUUUACUCGACUGUGUUGAUGGUUUUUCAGAUUGACUCAUGUCACUGCAUGUUUUAGUCUAACCUGUCUUUAGUAGGAAGAAACUGUUAUUUUGAAUAAUAAAUGGAUAACAGUC
Salarias fasciatus (jewelled blenny) is the source of this 1950-nucleotide messenger RNA. It is a transcript of the gene srsf10b, whose product is annotated as serine and arginine rich splicing factor 10b. Bases 411 to 995 code for a protein of 194 amino acids. The record is from RefSeq and is a predicted model, not a curated record. The transcript has 6 exons. Gene Ontology annotation, molecular function: RNA binding. NCBI's taxonomy places the organism in Eukaryota, Metazoa, Chordata, Actinopteri, Blenniiformes, Blenniidae.